Molecule: messenger RNA, 2180 nt
Organism: Hibiscus syriacus
Lineage: Eukaryota; Viridiplantae; Streptophyta; Magnoliopsida; Malvales; Malvaceae
Product: probable galacturonosyltransferase 4
Exons: 9
Coding region: 59-1900 (613 amino acids)
Molecular function (GO): polygalacturonate 4-alpha-galacturonosyltransferase activity
Source: RefSeq, a predicted model, not a curated record
GUAGAAACUGAAUCCUCUCUCUUUGUUCUUUUCUGGUUGGUUGUAAAAAAGGAAGAAGAUGAAGGUGAAGGUGAAGGUAAGGCAUAUAGUGUUGAGUUUGCUGGCGGUUUCCGUCAUUGCUCCCAUCUUUCUUUACACCGACACGGUCGGCGCCUUCUUCGAUCCCUAUUCUUCAAGGCUUGAUUCUCUUGAUGAUGUUGCAGCAAUUACUCUUUCCGGGGAUACCAGGCAUCUCCAUGUUGUUCCCCUGGAAACUUCAACCGCCCUCAAAGAGCCCUUUGGAAUACUAGAUUCUGAUCACUCAAUAAAUUCCUUUCCCAACGAGACGGCGGAGCAUAAAUUUACACGAGUGCUUUCUGCUGCGAUUGAAGAACAUCAACCCCGAUUUAGCAACCCCAUUACACAGGCCAAUGAAUCUCAACUCUUGGCUAUAAGCCUUGAGGAACCACACACUCAGACCUCCAGCAAGAUGAAUCAGGAGGAGCAUUUGGCUAGUGAAUCUGACAUAAUGACUGAAGCAGCAGAUGCUCAGGUACGUCACCUCAAAGACCUGCUCAUCCGUGCAAAAGUGUACAUCUCCCUUCCAGCCAUCAAAAGCAACCCACGUGCUACAAGGGAGCUUCGAGGGCGGAUUAAGGAAGUUUCACGUGCACUUGGUGAUGCAGCCAAGGAUAGUGAUCUGCCAAGAAACGCCUUCGAUAAGUUGAAAGCAAUGGAGCAAUCGCUAGAAAAAUGUAAGCACAUUCAAGAUAAAUGUGAUGCUCUAGUAAAAAGACUUCGGGCUAUGCUACACUCAACUGAAGAGCUACUCCGAGUGCACAGAAAAAAGACCACGUUCUUGGCACAAUUAACUGCAAAAACCCUUACCAAGGGUCUUCAUUGCCUGCCUUUGCGGCUAACUACCGAGUAUUAUACCUUGAAUUCUUCACAACAGAACUUUCUAGAUGAAGAGAAAUUAGAAGACCCUCGACUGUACCAUUACGCACUAUUCUCUGAUAACAUAUUAGCAGCUGCUGUUGUGGUAAACUCAACUCUUUCCCAUGCUAAGCACCCUUCAAAACAUGUUUUCCACAUUGUUACGGAUAGGCUUAAUUAUGCAGCAAUGAGGAUGUGGUUUCUACGUAAUUUACCAGGGAAAGCCGCUAUACAGGUUCAGAACAUUGAAGAAUUUUCAUGGUUAAACUCGAGCUACAGUCCAGUCCUUAAGCAGUUAGGUUCUGCUUCAGUCUCUGAUUAUUACUUCAGGGCACACCGGGUUAAUUCUGAUUCAAAUCUGAAGUUCCGAAACCCAAAAUACUUGUCCAUCCUCAACCAUCUUCGGUUUUAUCUACCAGAGAUAUUCCCAAAACUCAAUAAAGUGUUGUUUCUAGACGAUGAUGUAGUAGUGCAGAAGGACCUUAGUGAUCUUUGGUCCCUCAAUUUGAAGGGCAAUGUUAAUGGUGCUGUUGAUACUUGUGGAGAAAGCUUCCAUCGAUUUGAUCGGUAUCUCAACUUCUCAAAUCCUCUAAUCUCAAAGAACUUUGACCGACAUGCUUGUGGAUGGGCAUAUGGAAUGAAUAUUUUUGAUUUAGCGGAGUGGAGGCGGCAGAACAUCACAGACCUAUAUCAUAGGUGGCAGAAGCUGAAUCGUGACAGGCAAUUGUGGAAGUUGGGGACCCUGCCUCCUGGUCUCGUAACAUUUUGGAAACGCACUUAUACCCUCGAUAGAUCUUGGCACGUUCUUGGGCUUGGUUACAAUCCUAAUGUCAACCAGAGGGAGAUCGAGCAAGCUGCUGUUAUACACUACAAUGGCAACUUGAAACCAUGGUUGGACAUAGGCAUGCCCAAGUAUAAAAACUAUUGGGCUAAGUAUGUAGAUUAUGAUCAUAUCUAUUUGCGAGAUUGCAACAUCAACCCGUAGAAAGCUUUCCUUGGACAUCAUUAUUUUGAAGUUUAGUGGUGACCAGUGUUAGCUAUACAUCACUUUCUAGGUUUUUCGAAUUCAUUCUUUCUUGUAAACACAGUCAAUUGUGGUUUUGUUUUGUUUUCUUUUUGGUUUCUUGUCGUAUUGAUCGUUAAUCGAGCGACUGUAUUUAUGUGGGCGUUGUGAUAUUAGAAUAUGUAAUCUCUCUUGCAGUUGCUAGCAGCACUGUAUGAUUAUAAUUAGCUACGUAUGAAUAUGCUCUGUGGCUAUCACUUUU